Messenger RNA from Scatophagus argus, 1242 nucleotides. RefSeq lists its product as uncharacterized. Gene Ontology annotation, molecular function: zinc ion binding; nucleic acid binding. The coding region runs from base 274 to 1242 and encodes 322 amino acids. NCBI's taxonomy places the organism in Eukaryota, Metazoa, Chordata, Actinopteri, Scatophagidae. The record is from RefSeq and is a predicted model, not a curated record. The transcript has 2 exons.
GCAACUACGAUUUUUUUAAUGCUCCUUAGCGUCCACCUCGCCACAUUCUGGCGUUGUCGGCAGGAUCCACAUUAAUAAAGGCAGAGACGUGUUUCAUUUUUGUCCUUUUCUUUAUAUAGUUUUCCUUCUUGUGUUCUGUUAAACUGGUUAUUAGUGGGUGUCCUGUUUUGCAUGUGUAAUUGUUGAGCCAAAACGGCAGUGUCUGUUCCAGGGACAUAAAAUUUUUUUUUCUUACACUGCUUUGUGAGGCUUGGUGUAGGUUGUUCCAUCAGUAUGGAGGAGGAGAUGCAGCAGCUUAAGGAGCUUGUGUUGCAGCUUAAAGCGGACAAUGAGCGGCUCCGUCAGGAGCGGGCUGCUUCGCUGGGGGACUCUGGUGGGGCUGCUCCCUUUGCUCCGCCUGGUCAUGCUCUGCCUGCAGGUGCGGCUGCUGCUGUUACAGAGCGGCUGGUUGUCGUCCCAAGAGACCGUAGGUGCCCGAUGUUCAACGGGGAAGCGAAGGAAGAAAUUAAGUAUCGCUCUGCUGCAGAGCGAGGAGACCCAGGUAAGGUUCUCACCAUUUUACAAGAGCUGUAUGGUUGUGCUCAGCCUUACGUAACCUUGCAGCAGGCUUUCUUCUCUCGGCACCAGCUGGAGGGCGAGACCUUGCACGAGUUCUCUUUGGCCUUGAUGGCUUUAAUGGCACAGGUGAGGCAGUGCGCACCUGAUGGUGUGCCAAAUGCUGAUAUUCUCCUUCGGGACCAAUUUAUCGAGCAUGUGCUUGACUGUUCUCUCCGGCGGGAGCUUAAACAGCUUGUUCGUCGUCAGCCAACUGUCACACUGUUGGAGCUGCGUGGUGAGGCGAUUCGGUGGGAGAGGGAGGGUCUGCCAGGAGGCACUAGAGGGCGUAGUGUUUCUUUGCCAGCAGCUUAUGGCCUGCAGUAUAGCAUGCAGGGCCAUGCCCCGCUGGCCCCUAAUAGCACUCCAUCUGGGCCAGGUCUUAGUGAGCUGAUGGAUCUUUUGAAGCGCCAGCAGGAGCAGCUGGACCAGUUGACUCAGACCGUAGCCUCCCUACAGGCCCCUCGUUCACAAGGCCAGACUUCUCGCAGUGGCCCUUUAAUUUGCAGACGGUGUCAGCAGCCUGGCCAUUUUGCUAGAGAGUGUGACGGUGGACGGGUCCCCCGUAGACAGCGGGUUAGUUCAGUGCCUGGCUUGAACUCUAAUGCUGCAGGGUUAACUCAUCCCUCUCACCCUUCGGAAAACUGA